AUGAAAGUCAAGACCAUCGCCAGAUCUGCAGACACAUAUGUGCCAGCUAGAAACACUCAGGAGUCUGCUUUGCCCAGAAACUUGAACCCUGCCCUUCAUCCGUUUGAAAGAGCCAGAGAAUACACAAGAGCAGUCACAGCUACUAAGCUUGAAAGAAUGUUUGCAAAGCCUUUUGUGGGCCAGUUGGGUGAUGGACAUCGAGACGGAAUCUAUCAAAUCGCACGGAACUUUAAUACCACUAACCAGGUUGCAUCUGCUUCCGGAGAUGGAGUGGUGAAAUACUGGAACAUGACAUCCAGAGAAGAGGCACUCAGUUUCAGAGCGCACUACGGCAUGGUCACAGGUCUCAGCAUAACGCCCAGAAGAGGAUUGCUCAGUUGUGGUGAAGAUAAGGCCAUUAAACUUUGGUCGUUGGAGAGUUCGGACUUCGGUGACGAGGUGGACGACUUGGAUGUGUACCGGUCGUCCAACAACGAGUCGGGACUCAUUAAGACAUUUGCAGGCGAGCACGCAUUCAAGGGCCUCGACCAUCACUUCACAGAUGACAUUUUUGCUACUGGAGGUGCGUCCAUCCAGCUCUGGAAUAUGGCCAGAUCCAACUACGUGCUGAACAUGUCUUGGGGUGCAGACAACAUCAACAGUGUCAAGUUUAACCGUACAGAGACCAAUGUGCUUGCAUCGUGUGGAUCAGACAAUUCCAUUGUGUUGUAUGAUAUUCGAACCAACUCGCCAGUGCAAAAGGUCGUGACGGCAUUGCGUGCCAACGCCAUUUCAUGGAAUCCCAUGGAGGCAUACCAUUUUGCCUCGGGCCACGAGGAUCACAAUGCCUACUUGUGGGACAUGCGUGACUUGACAAAGUCGCUCAAUGUUUACAAGGACCAUGUGAGUGCCAUCACCGACUUGGACUUCAGUCCUACUGGCCAGGAGUUGGUGACUGGAUCUUACGAUAAGACAAUUCGUAUCUUCAGAGCUCGCGAUGGUCACUCUAGAGAUGUGUAUCAUACCAAGCGUAUGCAACACAUUUUCUCUGUGUGUUUCACCACCGAUUCACGGUACAUUCUUAGUGGAUCGGACGAUGCUAAUGUGAGAUUAUGGAGAGCUAAGGCUUCAGAGAGAUCCAACAUCAAGUCAGCAAAGGAGCGCGCCAAGCUCGACUAUGACCAGAAGUUGAAGGACAGAUACAAAUUCAUGCCUGAGAUCAGACGUAUCUCGAGACAUAGACACUUGCCGGGAGUGGUGAAGAAGGCACAACAGAUCAAGAGAGUGGAGAUUGAAUCGUUACAAAGAAGAGAGGACAACGACAGAAGACACAGUAAAGAGGGUAGUAAGCCACGGAUUCCCGAGAGAAAGAAGCACAUCCGUGGUACAGCCAUCAGAGAGGAGUAA
Molecule: messenger RNA, 1386 nt
Organism: Sungouiella intermedia
Lineage: Eukaryota; Fungi; Ascomycota; Pichiomycetes; Serinales; Metschnikowiaceae
Source: the annotation of a GenBank genome assembly